Molecule: messenger RNA, 3235 nt
Organism: Helianthus annuus (common sunflower)
Lineage: Eukaryota; Viridiplantae; Streptophyta; Magnoliopsida; Asterales; Asteraceae
Exons: 5
Coding region: 2647-3039 (130 amino acids)
Cellular component (GO): nucleus
Molecular function (GO): RNA binding
Source: RefSeq, a predicted model, not a curated record
UUUUUUUUUUUUUUUUUUUUUAGAUUCUAUUUUUUUGUUUGUUAAAGUUGAAGAGAUCUCAGGUCAGAUAGAAAUGAAACAAGUCUCAUAGUGAUUGAUUGAUAGUUUCUUGUGGUAUUUGUUUAUUUGCAUUUCUUUAAGUAGAUAGUCAUUUAUGCAUUGGCACGAUCAAAACUUAUAUGUCGGGGUCCUCAUAAAGCUCUCUUCUGUAUCGUUCACCUCAUGCUUUUUCUUAAAGUAAAAUAUAUAUUUAUUUAAAAUAAAAAUCUGACAAAUUUCGGUGGCAGCGGACCCACUUGGUUCCUCCUAUGAUUGUUUAUGAUGAAUAUACAUGCAUAAAUGGAUGUGUGUGUAUAGCUAUAGAUACAGAUACAUACGUUUUGUAUAUACAUGUAUACGAAUAUUUCAUGGUUUUACUUUUAUGAUGGCAAUCGGGAUGAAUGUACUAUAUUUAUGCUAAAAGGCACGAUUUGCGUAGCCUUUGGAUUGUCACAAAGCAUCUCAUAUUUCUAUACAACUUCAGUUUUUUUGAUGUGUAACUCAUACAAUACUUUUAACAUAGCAUACCUUGUUUUAUUUUGUUUAUUACCUUAUGUAUACAUAGGAAUACAUUAAAAAUUUAAGCUUGUAAAAGAUAUAAAACAUACGUUUAUAAGAAUAAAAAUAAAAAUAGCUCUUAAUUGAUGAAAAUUAACAAAAUGGUUUAUAAAUGUGCUGUGAAAUUUUAAUUAGAUUUGUAACAUUAAUAUAAGAAUUAAAAUCUGGUUUCAUCAAUGUGCCUUUAAAAUUUUUUUCAUGAUCUUCUCAUUUUUCCACUUUAACCUCCUAAACUCUUUUGAUCCCUACCACUUUAUACAAUUGUCACAUUUAGUCCCCCAACAAAUAUAAUAAAUAAAAGAAAAGAUAACGGAUCACUCUCUCUUGCCGUCUUACUUUUCUCUCUCUCUCAGAUCUCAACAUACACAUAAGAAAAUACGAAAACGUGGCAUGCAAUUGGCAACACGUGGCAACUAAUCCUAAAUGAAAAUGGACGGUUGUGAUUAAAUAACUAUUCAUUUCGAUUUCUCUAUUAUUAGGUAAUAGGUAAAGAUUGUAUGUUUUCUUACACUUUGAAGAUCAUGAGUUUUAUAAGUUUGUUUAUUUUUUCACGUGGUUUAAAACUUCAGUGGUAACAAGAACCCUCCAAGGAUACAAAUUCAUUCACUAGGUCGUUUUGCGAUAGCAAUAAUGUUGCUUACAAGUCGAUCUCAAGCAAGGCAAGACAAGCUCUAACCUAAUCUCGAAAUGAGUCGGAUUGGUUUGAGUUGAUAUACUCAACGACUCGACUUGAGUUGGUUUGGUUACCUCUUUUGAUUCGUGUUCAAGUAAGAUACUUGAGUUUUUAUUUAUUGAGGACAAAACCUUUAAGUUGCAUGAAAUCAUCUUUUUGAGACUAGCAUAUAUAGUGAGAAACGAGGAUUGGAAGGGAUGUAGGAUAGCAAUGCUAUCGCGCUUCAAAUUUCCAACCUCUUAGGAUUUGAAAAUAAUUUUUCCCCAAUUCCUUGAAGAGAUGGUUAGUACCGAUAUUACUCGAUAAAAAAUUUCAAUAUCCUAUUUAGAUAGAUUAUACAAGCCAACGAGCAAACUCUCUUCAACUUGAGAUUCGAAUAAACUAAUUUAAAGCAAUUUCAAACUACCAACUAUCUAUCUGAUCACAACAACACAAAACAAUUAAUAAUUAUAAGAGUAAAUUGUAGUUUCCUCGCGUUAAUAGGUUUUGUUCAUCCUUAACACCUUUCGCCCUUAACGUUUGAUCUUUUCACACUUUAUAUCCUUGGACCUUAACAUUGUUAGUUUUUUUGAUAGUUUUUGUGUGAAUUAGGGAUGAGCAAAUCGUUCCUGGUACCGGUACCGAAUUUACCGAACCGGGUACUUUUUCGGUACCGACUUUUAGCAUUUUCGGUAUCGGUAUUUACCGGUUUUUACCCUCAAAUACCGGUACCGAACCGUACCGAACCGGGUAUAUUCGGUACUGGUACCCACUUUUAAGGAUUUUCGGUACCGGUACCUGUUCGGUACCGGACGGUACCAAGCUCAUCCCUUGUGUGAAUCAUUGAUAUACCCUUAAUUCCAUCUUCUUCUUCUUCAACACAUGUCUCAAUCCACCCACCACCACCAAGCGCCAUUGCCACCUGACCUCACUACCACCCGCCACCGCCCUCUUAUCUUCUUGUCCCAGUUUUUAUCUGGUUGUCGAUAGUGUACCCGAUUUUCGGGUCAUCGCAGAAAUUUGGGUCAUGCAAGUCGUACUGAAGGUUUAACCCAUUUAUUGUAUGUAUGACAGAAACAAAAGGAUUUAUGGUCUGAGACAUAUGUUGAAAAAGAAUAUGAAGUUAAGGCUAUAUCAGUAUUUUUCACAAAAAAGGUUGAACAUUAUUAAGGUCCAAGAACAUAAAGUGCGAAAAGAUCAAACGUUAGGGACGAGAAGUGUUACAGAUGAAUAAAACCUGUUAAUUCGAGGAAACCACGUAAAACGAAAACUUUAUAAACAACAAGUUAAAAGUAAAGGGGCUUAAAACAAAAAUAUAUAUAAGUGGUUGCUUAUAACAACUGUGCGUGUAUCUAUCUCUAUCUAGGGUUAGGGUUCGAGCAAACAAACAAACAACAAUGGAGGAGAUAACAGAAGCAGUUCAGAACAUUAGUAUCUCAAACGAUUCACAGAAGAAGAAUCGCAUUCAAGUUUCCAACACGAAGAAGCCUCUCUUCUUCUACGUUAAUCUCGCCAAGAGGUACAUGCAACAGCAUAAUGAUGUUGAGCUUUCUGCGUUAGGAAUGGCUAUUGCCACUGUUGUCACAAUUGCAGAGAUUCUCAAGAACAGUGGAUUUGCCGUUGAGAAGAAGAUUAUGACAUCUACUGUUGACAUAAAAGAUGAAUCUAGAGGACGAACUAUUCAAAAAGCCAAGAUCGAGAUAGUAUUGGGGAAGACGGAAAAGUUUGACGAACUGAUGGCUGCUGCUGAGGAGGAAAGGGAGCUUGCAAACGGUGAAGAGCAGAGCUAAAUGAGGUUUUUGCAAGUGUCGAAAACCGUUUGCUUUUGCCUGCUGUGUUUUGUUUUAUGAUAAAAGUGGUAGCUUUAAGAACAAAUGUUUUAGUUAGAGAUCUUGUCACAUUACUUCUGUCUCUACCUGUUUGAUGUUAUUUUACUAUGCUUUGUUUCUACUUUAGUAGCUUGGACCGAAUUGGUGCUAAACUAGA